This is a messenger RNA of Manihot esculenta (cassava), 1774 nucleotides long. Its product is annotated as F-box protein At2g26850. The coding region runs from base 312 to 1496 and encodes 394 amino acids. The record is from RefSeq and is a predicted model, not a curated record. Lineage: Eukaryota; Viridiplantae; Streptophyta; Magnoliopsida; Malpighiales; Euphorbiaceae. The transcript is spliced from 5 exons. Gene Ontology annotation, molecular function: protein binding.
CUUUUUUUUAUUUUUGAAAUAUGUUGUGGCGUUGUAACUACCAACUAUCAAAGCUUGUCGGCUGUGGUGUCUCACGUUCAAUAAAUGUCUGGAUUUUGCCAAACUGGCAACUGUCUCAUUGGUGGUUCAAAAUGAAAAUAAAAAUUUAAUAGAUAUUUACUUUGCUUAUAUACUCCUCUUCCUAUGAGUCAUUGAUUCAAUUACAAUAGCAAUUGGUUAGCUAGCUUCUCCUUUGUUCUUUUUUUCUUUCCCUUCUUUACUCUUUUUUGCUAGCUUUGAACCAAACCCACUUGAUCAUUUUUAAUCUUCUGAUGCUUUUCUUGUGGAUUUUCUUGUUUUCUUUUAUUUUCUUCUUUAAUUCAUUCUCUUUCAAGCCACCCCCACCAAUGAAGAGUGAGUGGAGAUUGUUGUUGUCACCUUUGUUUUGGGAGGAGCUUUCAAGAUUUUUACUGUCUUGGUUUCAUAAAAAUUGGCUUUCUAUUGGUGUCCACCAAGUUCCCAUGAAAAUGCCACUGAAGAAGAUCAAUCUUGGUUUAAAACCGGCAGAAUAUGUGGAGGAAGAGAGCCCUUCUCUUCUGGAUUUGCCUGAAUUAACCUUGGAGAGCAUUCUUGAGAGGCUUUCACCAUCUGGGUUAUGUAGCAUGGCCGGAGUUUGCAGCGCUUUGCGAGACAGGUGCACAAGUGAUCAUCUAUGGAAGAGACACCUGAAGCAGAAAUGGGGUGGACUAAUCGGUGAUGCUGCUUUUAAGGAAUGGCAAUGUCACAUAGCUUCAAGCAAGAGGCCUAGCCUUGUGGAUCAAAGGAAUCACAAGAAUUUUUUUAAAUCUCUUGGUACUGUUUGGUCAUUUUCUUGGAUUAAACCCAAGUUUGAAACUAGAAACCACCCAAGAACUGCUUUACCAGUUGAUUCAAUCAUGGCUAUGUAUCUCUCUCUUGAAAGAGGCAAAUUCUGGUUCCCAGCUCAGGUCUAUAACCGUGAGAAUGGACAUGUCGGGUUUUUGCUCUCCUGUUAUGAUGCUCAAAUAAGUUAUGAUUCCAGGACAGACACAUUUCAGGCAAGGUACUCUCCUUACGGGCGGCGAAUGAUAGAAGAAAGCAUACACUGGGAUAGGCUAAGAGCACCACCUGUUGAUACUCCUGCACAUGAUCUUCACAUUUCUGACUGUUUAAAUGACUUGAAACCUGGUGAUCAUAUUGAGAUUCAAUGGAGAAGAAGCAAAGAAUUUCCUUAUGGAUGGUGGUAUGCUACUGUCGGUCAUGUGGAAACGUGUGAUGGAAAUGAAAAUCGCUGUCCUUGUCAAUAUAAUGAUAUGGUGGCAUUGGAUUUCAACCAAUAUCCCCCAGGGUCUAGAUGGAGAAGAACCACAGUAAACAGGAAGGAGCACAGGGAAGAAGGAAAUGAAGCUGAUGGGUUUUAUGGAGGAAUUAGAAAACUUUACAAGCAAGAAGAAAUCUCAACUUGGAAGAAGCUUUGGCCUAACCAAGUCUUUGAAUAGUAUGAUAAUUAUAUUAUUAUUAUUAUUAUUGCAUUUUCACUCAUUUCUCUCUGUAAAUAGUCCUCUUUUUAGAGUCAUAAAUUGCUUUUCUAGAGAGGUGGUUUUCGUUAGGCUGCAUAAGAUUUUGUUAAUCUCUCAGAGAUUUAUAUGUAUUCUAAUUUUGUAAUGGAGAAACAUUUAGAGUAUACAGAUUAGCAGUCUUACAGAGAAAUGCAGAUAUUGAUGCUUGUGCAAAGAUGAGCAUUAGGCUUCAAUACACUUCCUUUCCUUUUCUUUUC